AUGGGGUUCGUCGUCAUGUCCGACAGCAAGAGCGUCGAGCGCAUCCUGCAGGCCGGCGGGCAGCAGGUGGUGGCCGGGAAGUGCAUCCGCGUGGAGAUGCCCGCCCCGAGCACGACCGUCAGCACCUCCGUGGGCUCCACGUCCAUCAGCGGCCCCUCCUCCUCGAACCAGUCGAGGUCGGACACGAGCUCCUCCCACGGCUCGCACGCGGUGUCGCAGGGGUCCUGCCCGAAGUCCGACUCGAGGUCUGGUGACUCUGGCAGCUCGGACUCCAAGGGCGGCCCAGAGAAGUACUCCAACUGCUCCGAGAAGGACGACGGCUCGAGGUCCAACGACUCGGAGACGGGGUCCGGCUCCAACGGCGGCACAGGAGCCGGCGCCGCGGAGCGCCGGCUCCGGCUCGGGGCCCGCCGACCGGAGCUCCGCGGGGCAGGGGAGCGGCGGCGAGGAGGCGGCGUGCGCGUGAGGGCGGCCGCCGCGGCCUUGCGUAUAUGCGUCCACGAGUGUGGAGCUGAGCGGCCGGUUAAGGGCGGUGCCAGCCCCUGGACUCGCAUAUGGUUUUGUGCAAGCUAA
Prorocentrum cordatum is the source of this 573-nucleotide messenger RNA. The record is from the annotation of a GenBank genome assembly. NCBI's taxonomy places the organism in Eukaryota, Dinophyceae, Prorocentrales, Prorocentraceae.